This is a messenger RNA of Xyrauchen texanus (razorback sucker), 4258 nucleotides long. Its product is annotated as transmembrane protein 168-A. The record is from RefSeq and is a predicted model, not a curated record. The coding region runs from base 153 to 2195 and encodes 680 amino acids. NCBI's taxonomy places the organism in Eukaryota, Metazoa, Chordata, Actinopteri, Cypriniformes, Catostomidae. The transcript has 5 exons.
CUCCUAUAUCGCCGUAGUUUGGAGUCCGGAAGCAUCAUGUCCAUCGGAAAGCUAAAAAGUCUGUGCCACAAACAAAUUGGAAUGCAUACAAAUUACCAUUCCUAGUCUUGGAAGUGUGAGGCCUGAGCCUCUGUCUGCGUUUCUACUCAACAAUGUCUGGCCAAGAGGAAUCGGACAAGGGGGUGGACAUGUGGUCCUCACUUCGCUGUCUGGGCUAUCUGUCUAGCUUCAAUCUUCUGGUCGCUGUGUGCUUUGGAAUGUAUGUACGAUGGGAGCAAACUGCAGCGCCUAUGAUUCUGGUCAUCUUCAUCCUGGGUUUAUUUGUUUCGGCCAUAGCGUGCAUCCUUUACUAUUACUUCUCAAUGGAGUCAGCCAGUCUAAGUCUCUUACACUUGUGGUUCGGCUUCCUCCAAGGUCUUCUGUGCUUACUAAAUGGCCCAUCUUUGGAGAAGGACAUAAAGGAGCAAGUCACAAACUACCUGUUGCUUGCUAGCCUGGCCGUUCGGAUGCUCUGGGCUCUGACUGAACGUCUAUGCGGCAAUGCUAAGAAUAAACCGGUUGUCCUCACCUCAUCCGAGCUUCUGGAGCUCCUGGGAUUUGGCGUUGCAAGUGUCAGCUUGGUUCUUCACAAAUCCAUGGCCAUGAUUGCCCUGGUGUUUGCCCUUGCAGCUAUCAUCGUUAACCUUCGAAUGAAGUCACCAAUGGCGCUCCCAAAUCUCACCUGCUUUGCUGUGAUCACCGCUGUCACCUUCUUCCAGUCCCUGGAGAUCCAGACCAACCCCUUCGCCCUGAGCUGCUUCCUUGGUCGCCUUAUCUGCGAGCCCCUUCUAGACGUCUACUUUAGUGGCCUGUCGGCAACAGAACGCUGGAAGAAGUUUCUCUUGACUGGACGCCUAUGGAGAGUUUCUUUAUUCCUUUUGAGUUUCGUCCAGGUGGCAUUCUUUGUACUGUGCGCCCUGAAGCUGGGUGACCUGAACGUCUGGUACCUGGUCAUCCCUGGCUUCUGUGUCUUUGGCCUGUUCUGGAUCUUGUGCCAUGUGGUGUUCCUGGUGACACUUUGGGGCUUCCACACCAAGUUAGGAGAGUGUCAGAAGACAUGGGCAGCCAAGCCCUCAGAAAUGCUUAGUUUGGACCGAAUCAUGGCCUCUAGAGGCAUGCGUCAUUUUUGCCUCAUCUCUGAACGGCUGGUACUCUUCUGCCUGAUGUCCACCAUCAUACUGGGGGCUGUUUCAUGGCAGGUCACUAAUGGACUCUUCAUGAGUCUGUUUUUAGUGGUGCUGCCACUGGAGUCUCUGGCCCAUGGACUCUUCCAUGAACUGGGCAACUGCUUGGGAGGCACCUGUGUAGGGUAUGCGGUGGUAAUUCCCACCUGUUACAGCAGUGCGGAUGGCCAGCCAGUGAUGCUGCCUCCGGGGCAAGCCCAUGAUCUGCAUUCCAUGGCCACCCUGAAUGCAGUGCAGCGACUCUUCUCCCACCACCUGAUCCAGACUUUUGGAUGUGACUACUCCACUAACCUGAGCCUGGACACCCUGCAGACCAAACUGCGCUCCUUUCUGGAGCUCUGUACAGCUGAAGGCCCACGGCAUGACACCUACAUCCUCUACUUCAGCGGACAUACGCUUCUCAAUGGCGACUGGGUCCUGGCAGGCGGUGAAUGCUUGCGUCUUCAGCAGAUUCUUGACAUGUGGCGGGAACGGAAUGCCGGCUUCUCCUCGCGCAUCAUCCUGGUUCUCGACAUUGAGAAUGCAGUGCCAUGGGUGAAGGCUGUGCGGAAGGUGGAAGGGAUGUAUGUGGCAGUUCAGGGAGCCAAGGUGAGCCCUGCCUGUGACACGGAGAGCCAGGAGGCCCCACGCCUGGGAGACUUUACCACUGAGUGGGUGGAAUACAACUGCAAUCCUGACAGCGAAGUGCAGUGGUCUGAAAAAGGUCGGGUAGCCACUGCAAUAUAUGGCGUAUCCAAACCUUGGAGCGACUACGCCCUCCACCUGCCCACCGGGAGCGAUGUUGCCAAGCAUUGGAAAACACACUUCCCCAAGGCUACUUACCCAUUGGUGGCUGUGGCCAACUGGUGCUGUGGGCUCAACCUGCUGUGGCUGUGUAGCGUGUGUUUCCGUUGUGUUCGGAGACUGAAACUCUCUUGGUUUCCUCCUAAUGUACUAGACACCGGACAGGGAAUUAAACUAGUACGAUCAUAGUCGGCGAAUUACUUUAUUUUUACAUGAUGUACUAUAUUUUGCCUUAUAUCAUUUCUACGCCAUUUUCUUGGGAUAUCCAUUAUUGGUUUACGUGCUUUUGGUACAUAUGGACAGUAAAAUGUCAUUCUGUUAAACUGUGUGCCGUGUAAUCACAAUAUAGCCUCUGUCUUGACUAAAUUGCUCAGUAUUGAGACUGUAAGUGCCUUGGGUUGCCUUUAAAAGAAAGCUGUUAAUUAAUUGCAUUUUAAGUGCUUUUGUUUUGGGUUUGGUUUGGUACGGUACAUUUGGGUUGAUGUAUUAAGCCGUUUGCCAAGUCAACAUUUGUACCAUAGACAGUUUUGACAAAGGGGAGAUCAGCUUCGGAUGAACCCUGUUCCUCCCCUAAAAAGCCACAAGGGUGUUUACAUGAGCCAAUACAUGCAAGCAUUUUUGUAAACUACCAUAUAUACCUUAAGAGAUGCCUCAUCAACAGAACAGUCAAUCUUUAAUAAAGAAUGUAUUUAAAAUAAGUGGCUUUUAGUUGCUACAGGUAUGUAGGUGUUGCACAGUGUGUUUAUACUGAAUAUCUGCUCUGUAUAAUAAUGUUUGAGGUUGUGACCGCAUUGACAAUGUUUUGGUAAUAAUUCAGAAAAUAAUUAUUAGAAACUGAAACCAUAUCAGUGCUGGUAACAGCAAUAAGCAAUGCUAAAUCCAACAAUUAUUGGUCAUAUUAAAAACUUUUAUACAGUGCCAUUCAAAUGCUUAUAUUUUUCUUUGUUCUUAUUUUUUUCCCCAUUACAAAUUAUGAAAAAUUAGUUAGCAUAAUUUGAGUGAGAAGUUUCCUUGAAAAAUAAAGACAUUUUAGGAUUUAUUAAUAUUUUGUUUGAUUUUACAUGAUUUAUAUAUAUAAUUACAAAUUAGAGUGUUAAUAAUUUGAGUGAAAAUUUGUAUUGGAAAAUGAACAUGAAUCUCAGAAUUGAGUAGUAUUUGGUAUGUCUCUCUUUAGCUUUAAUGAUAGCAUGCACUCGAGCUAAUGUGGACCAAAAAAUUGUGCAAAACCUGAUGAUCCAUGCUAUCCAAUGUGAUUUGAGAACAUUUCAAAGGACAUCUUGUGUGCUUCAAUGGAAGCAAGGAAAUCUGACCUUUUCUACAAAUGAGGUAACAUGAGGACUAAGUGCAAAAUCUUAAAUGUAUUAUUUCUUUGUUGGAAAUGUUUCAAAACACAAAGUCAAUUUCACGUUUAAAUUCGAUUUUAAGUCACAGAUUUUCAAUGUGAUCUGUUUAAUGGCAUUGUACCUUUCUGUUAUGUCAUAACAGGGCCGCUGAUAUCAUGGAAAUGGCCAUGUGUGUUCAUUCUUGUCCUUUUUAGAAUGUGACCCCCAAUCUCACCACGGUUGCACACGUCUCCCAGGCAACAUUUUAGAGUCGCUUUCAUGCAUUUUAUUAGUUCAGCACAGCAGGUGGGACAACUACGGCUACAUCAAGGCUCUUUUUUUUUUAGAGUCCUCUUGGAAGAAAAAACUGCUAGUCUCUUAAAGGUAUGGAGAACAUUUAUGUCAGUUUUAAUUGCCUCCUCUCAAGAUCCCAGUUCUAGAAAACUGACAUUGCAGAGGGCAUCUAUGUAAAUCGGAAUUUAUUUUUGCCCGAGCUGGAGCACUUGUAUUAAAAUUAAUAAAACAUAUGGGAAAGCCCAAUAUGGCGGAUUAGGAAUAGGAAGUCCCUCCUCACAGGUAAAAGCGCCAAUGAUCUUUUAGAUACAGACAUAACCUGUCAGUGAACUCGGGAAUGUGCAUGCACAUUAGUUGGAACAGCCUUUUAAGCGUUUACAUUUUUAUUGCAUCGAGAUCAGAGCUAAAGAAGCACAAUUUAUGAAGCCAAUCGUUGUCAGAUUUGACUGCUGAUUUGACAUAUGUUAUUUGAUAACAAGGCCUUAACCAUGUCUUGAACAUUGGGGGGACAAAACCAUUUUGUGGGUGGGGGUCAUGUGUGUUGAGGUCACAAAUAUAAUGUUCGUCUUUGGUCCUUUAAUAUAGUAAAGGUGCUGAAUGCUUUCUUUUUUUUUUUUAAUAAAGGCUUGACAUGUG